UUCAUGUCUGCUAAGAAAAUAACAUCUCCGCAAACUAAUAGAUGUCACCCCACCAGCAGAGGCCAUGAUAUUAAAACCAUUUAAAAAUUAGAAUUUUUUACAAGUACAAAUGCCAAAAUAAAUAAGGUAUUCAAGUAUAAGGGUUAUUAGUUAUCAGAGCAGUAAACAUCAGUUAACUUCUGUUACAGAACAAAUACAAGUGAACUGCUUGACAAAUAAGGUCUCUUUAAAAAAUGGUCAAAAUAAUGAUAGAGAAAAAAUAAUUAAUUAAUUACUACAGGAGAACCUAAAAUUGAAGGAAUAGAAUGAUCAGAAAAAUAAAUUAAUAGAGAUGUUGAUUGAUGAAAGAACAGAUAUAAAAAGAGUUACAAGUCUUCAUAUUCCUCAUAUUCCUCAUGAAAGAGAUAUUUAACAGUCAAAAACAAAUUUUAGACUAUAAAGUCCAAAUCAUAUGGAAUUUACAUUUUAUAAAAGUCCUAGUAGAGGGUUACCCAAAGAAUUCUAAAUAACUCCUUCUCGGAAAAUGUUUUUUUGA
Molecule: messenger RNA, 535 nt
Organism: Paramecium octaurelia
Lineage: Eukaryota; Ciliophora; Oligohymenophorea; Peniculida; Parameciidae
Source: the annotation of a GenBank genome assembly